Pseudomyrmex gracilis is the source of this 3130-nucleotide messenger RNA. RefSeq names its product exosome complex exonuclease RRP44 (gene Dis3). Gene Ontology annotation, molecular function: RNA binding; 3'-5'-RNA exonuclease activity; endonuclease activity. Gene Ontology annotation, cellular component: cytoplasmic exosome (RNase complex); nuclear exosome (RNase complex). The transcript has 14 exons. Gene Ontology annotation, biological process: rRNA catabolic process. NCBI's taxonomy places the organism in Eukaryota, Metazoa, Arthropoda, Insecta, Hymenoptera, Formicidae. The record is from RefSeq and is a predicted model, not a curated record. The coding region runs from base 172 to 3096 and encodes 974 amino acids.
GCAUCCGUCGGAAUGGGACAUCUUUCUUUUUACACCAUGAUAAUAACCAAACUUGAGUUUGAGGUUUGAGAUACACGUGUGCUUAUUAUAAAUUUUUAUAAACAGAACUUUUGAUGAGAAAAUACUUAUAUAAGACUUAUAUAAGACUUAUAUAAGAAAACAGUAGAAAAUAUGUUAACAACGAAAGUAUUUUUUAGAAGAACAAAAGGAGGAAAUAUAUUUAAGACUGUCAGAGAACAUUAUCUGAGAGAUGAUAUUUACUGUGGUUUUAAAUCAUGUGUGAAAUGUAAGGCAAGGCCUCUAGAUAUGAUAUUGGAUGAAGAAAGGAGUGAUAUAAAAUCUUCUUUAAUUCAAGAUUCAUAUUUACUUGUACUUGAUACAAAUAUAAUUCUGGAUCAAAUAGAUGUAUUGGAAGAAGAUGUUAUCACUAAUGUAAUUAUUUUACAAACUGUAUUAGAAGAAGUCCGGCAUAGAAGUUCUGCUGUAUAUAAAAAGUUGAAGAAUAUUAUAGGAGAUCCAAAACGAAAGUUUUUUGUGUUUAUUAAUGAACAUCAUCGACAAACUUAUAUCGAAAGAGAACCAGGAGAAAAGAUAAAUGAUCGUAACGACAGAGUGAUACGAGUUUCAGUUAAGUGGUACAAUAGCCAUUUGAACUCCAGUGGGUGCAACAUUACGAUUGUUUUGCUAACAGAUGAUGCAGAAAAUAAAAGACAUGCAAUCGAAGAUGGAAUAUUUGUUCUGUCAAUGAAAGAUUAUAUUGCAUCGUUGGAAAAUUCGAGUUAUCUACUGGAUAAAGUAUGCAAACGUUCUUAUACCUUAGAUACUCAAAGUCUAGAUUUGUUUCCUUGUCAUCUGACACCUGCAGAAGUACACAGUGGCAUAUCAUCCGGCAGAUUGUUACAAGGUACAUUCUUAGCUUCGAGAGAAAAUUUUCUCGAGGGGAAUGUGAACGUUGAAGGAAAAGACAAGCCUAUAUUUGUGCAAGGACGAACCAAUCUUAACAGAGCGGUUGAUGGUGAUAUAGUUGCGGUUGAGAUCUUGCCUGACGAUCAAUGGUCAUCACCUAGUGAAAUCGUUCUGCAAGACGAAGAAGAAGCAGAUGUCGAUGAUGUUACGGAAGAUGAAAAGGUGCUCUCUAAAAAGAGUUCAUCAAAAAUGGAAGAUAAAAUACCAACAGGCAAAAUAGUUGGUAUUAUUAGACGGAAAUGGAGACAAUAUUGUGGAAUAUUGAAGCCGAGUGCAAUCAAAGGAAAUGUAAGACAUCUGUUUGUGCCGGCUGAAAGAAAAAUUCCCAAGAUAAGAAUAGAAACUAGACAAGCCGAAAUAUUGAGCAAGCAAAGAAUUAUUGUUGCACUGGAUUCAUGGCCACGCAACUCGAGAUACCCGCUUGGUCAUUUUGUACGAGCACUUGGUAAUAUAGGUGACAAAGAGACAGAAAAUGAAGUAUUACUCUUAGAACAUGAUGUUCCACACAGCCGUUUCUCUGAUGCUGUUCUUAGCUUUCUUCCAAAGCUACCAUGGAUAAUUACAGAAGCGGAUAUUGCACAGAGAGAAGAUCUUCGACAUCUAGAUAUCUGUUCUGUGGAUCCACCAGGUUGUACUGAUAUCGACGAUGCAUUACAUUGCAGAAAGUUACCUGACGGCAAUUUUGAAGUUGGCGUGCAUAUAGCAGACGUGUCUCACUUUAUAAGACCAGGAACUGCAUUGGACAAAGAAGCAGCUUUACGUGCUACCACCGUAUAUCUUGUUGAUAAGCGAAUCGAUAUGGUUCCAGAGUUACUCAGUUCAAAUCUUUGUUCUUUGCGAGAUAAGGAAGAAAGAUUUGCAUUUUCUUGCAUAUGGGAACUUGAUUCUCAUACAAAUAUAAUCAGCACAAAAUUCUGCAAAUCUAUAAUCUGUUCGCGUCAAGCUAUGACAUAUGAAGAAGCUCAAUUAAAAAUUGAUGACGCCACUCAACAAGAUGCUAUUGCAGUAUCAUUAAGAGAAUUAAAUAAAUUAGCAAAAAAAUUAAAAAAAAGACGCUUCGAAAAUGGAGCCUUAAGUUUAGCAUCACCAGAAAUACGUUUCCAAGUAGAUAGCGAAACGCAUGAUCCUAUUGACGUAGAAGCAAAGAAACUAAAAGAAACAAAUUCUAUGGUUGAGGAAUUUAUGUUGCUCGCAAAUAUAAGUGUUGCUGAAAAAAUAGUGGCAGAAUUUCCAGAAUGUGCCAUGCUAAGAAGACAUCCUGAACCACCACAAAGUAAUUUUGAACCAUUGAUUAAAGCUGCAAAAAAUCAGGGUUUUAUUAUUAAUACAAAUAGUGGUAAAGAGCUGGCGCAAUCAUUGAAUGAAGCCAAUAAAGAAUCGAAUCCUUAUUUUAAUACAAUGUUGAGAAUAUUAGCUACACGAUGUAUGAUGCAAGCAGUAUAUUUUAUUAGUGGUAUGCAUCAACAAGAAGAAUUCAAACACUAUGGAUUGGCAUGUCCUAUUUACACGCAUUUCACCUCUCCCAUUCGAAGAUAUGCGGAUAUAAUUGUUCAUCGAUUAUUAGCCGUGUGUAUAGGUGCUGAUGCAACUUAUCCUGAAUUACUGGAUAAAAAAAAAAACCAUUUGCUAUGUCAAAACUUAAAUUAUCGGAAUCGAAUGGCACAAUAUGCUGGUCGAGCUUCAGUCGCACUUCAUACACAUCUGUAUUUUCGUGAUAAAGUUCAAGACGAGGAAGGAUACAUUCUUUUUGUACGAAAAAAUGCUUUACAAAUACUCAUACCAAAGUAUGGUUUAGAAGGGACGUUAUAUUUAAAUCCCACUUCAUCUAUUACAUUCACGUACAAUUCAGAAGAUCAAUCUCAAACCUGUGGAGACAUUGUAUUUCGCGCAUUUGAUCCUAUUAUUGUACAAUUAAGUCUGGACAGAUCUAAUGUACAACAUGAAAAGUUAAUUUUUAAACUUGUAAAACCGGAGAUUUCAGAUUUUAGCGUAUCUCCGUUAAAUGUAGAAGCUAAUACCAGUAAAACCGAUUUUACGAAGGAAACAUUAAAACGAAGAGCGGAAGAACAACAAGUAUCAAGUAAUAUUCAUAAUAAAAAAGGAAAGAAAAAGAAGAAAAAGAAAAAUUAAGGACACUUCUCUUGAUAUUUUUUUCUAGUAUAUG